Molecule: messenger RNA, 1350 nt
Organism: Naegleria fowleri
Lineage: Eukaryota; Heterolobosea; Eutetramitea; Acrasida; Naegleriidae
Exons: 4
Coding region: 1-1350 (449 amino acids)
Cellular component (GO): membrane
Source: RefSeq, a predicted model, not a curated record
AUGAACACAUAUACGACUAGUGAAAAUAAUCCUUUCAUUGCCUCCUCCGAAGAAAGAGAGACCAUUCAUCAUGAUGAUGAUGGUGAUCACCACAAGAAUGAGGAAUUGCUAAAAAAGGAAAUUGGAGAAUAUAAAGCAACUAAUGGAGGAAAGAAGGAAGGAGAUUUGAGUUGCACCAUUUGGAGCGUUAUUGUGUUUUUCAUAUUGGGUGCUAUUUGGGGUUCUGCAUUUUCAUUCAUUAAAUUAUCGGUGGAUCCAAAAUUUGGUUUCAGUUCCUUCUCAGUCGUAUUUAUGAGACUCGUCAUUGGUGGAAUUUUUAUGGUCAUUCUCUUAAUUGUGAAUUUAAUUCGAAACAAGGAAUUACGAAAACAAGUCAACAAACAUCGAGGAAUUCGAACCAUCAUUUACAUGAUGAUUCUUGGAUUUUUUAACAAUGCAGUGCCGUUUAUUUUAGUUGCAUUUGCUGAAGAAUCAAUCAAUUCAGGAAUUGCCUCUAUUUUGGACAGUAGUAUUCCUUUGUUUAGUAUUUUUAUUGCACAUUUUACUUUAAAAGGAGAACGAAUUACAAUCAUGAAAUUAAUUGGAUUGAUUGUUGGAUUUGCUGGUGUGAUUUUGGUGUGUUUGGAAAAUGUCAUUGUGGGUGAGAAACCAAGUACGGAUCAAAUCUUGGGUUAUGUAGGAGUGACACUUGCUGCUGCCUCAUAUGGUAUUGCAUCAGUCUUUGCUAAAAAGUACUUGAAUGACGUUCCAGGACAAUUUGUGGCAUGUGGUCAAAUCAUUUCUGCUGCUCUAUUUGCUCUUUUAGGAGUAUUAAUCUACGAUUUGGGAAUUGAUUCAAGACAUUUGAGUUACUUCAAACAUGCCAACUAUCUUGCUUGGAUCUCUGUCGUCUACUUGGGAGUUUUUUCUACAGGUGUUGCCUAUGUUUGCUAUUUUUAUUUAAUCAAAACGGUGGGCAGUGUGAAACAAUCAAUGGUUGGAUAUUUGUUACCAAUCUUUGGUGUCGUGGAAGGUGCAGUCUUGUUGGGAGAAUGGAAUAAUAUUCCGUUCUAUAUUCCAAUUAUUGAAGUGAUUGGAAUGAUUUUGAUUUUUGCAGGAAUUGCUGUCGUCUCGUUCCCUUCAUGGCAACAAUUAAGGAAAGGAGCAAAGAAAAUUGCCACCAGCAGUCGAUCAGAAAAGGAUUUGGAGAAGGCAAUUAUUGAAGGACCUAAUGGCAGCACAAGCCAAGAUCAGGACGAUUCGAAUCAAACCACUACUACCAACGAAGCAUCAUCCCUGCUUAACCAAUCCAACAGCAACAAAUAUUACACCUCAACAUCAACAACUCGACAAGAUACGACCAUUCAAUAA